AUGGCUGCGACUGCUGCCGUCAGCCCCAGUGAAUACCUGCAGCCGGCCGCCCCGGCUCUCCAGGACUCCCAGCCGUCUCCUCUCGCCCUCCUCGCAGCGACAUGUAGCAAAAUCGGUCCCCCCGCAGUGGAAGCCGCCGUGACUCCUCCUGCCCCUCCUCAGCCAACACCUCGCAAACUUGUCCCCAUCAAACCUGCUCCGCUCCCUCUGGGCUCCGGUAAGAACAGCUUUGGGAUCCUGUCAUCGAAAGGGAACCUCUUCCAGAUCCAGGGCUCUCAGGUCGGCACCUCCUACCCCGGGGGGCAGCUGGUUUUUGCCAUUCAGAACCCAACUGUCAUCAACAAGGGCAGCCGCUCGUCCGCCAACAUCCAGUACCAGGCGGUGCCCCAGAUCCAGGCCGCGGGGGGACAGACCAUCCAGGUCCAGCCCAACCUCACCAACCAGAUCCAGAUUAUUCCGGGCACGAAUCAAGCAAUCCUCACCCCUUCCUCUUCCUCUCACAAGCCUGUGCCCAUCAAACCCGCUCCGGUGCAGAAGGGUGGAGCUUCGCCGGUGCAGGGCACAAGCAACGUGGUCAAGUUAGCUGGCGGCAGCAACGUGACUCUUACCCUGCCCGUGAACAACCUGGUGAAUGCCGCUGAGCCGGGCGCGCAGGCUCAGAUCCUUGCAGAGAGCCCCUCGAAGCCCAGCAAAAAGACUCGAAAGAAAGCCAUGUCGCCCGCCCAGCCCGCCGCCGUGGCCGUGGCCGAGCAGGUGGAGACGGUGUUAAUAGAGACCACGGCGGAGAACAUCAUCCAGGCAGGCAACAACCUGCUCAUCGUGCAGAGCCCGGGCUCCGGCCAGCCGGCCGUGGUGCAGCAGGUACAGGUGGUGCAGCCCAAGCAGGAGUCGCAGGUGGUGCAGAUCCCGCAGCAGGCCCUGCGUGUGGUCCAGGCCGCCUCCGCCACGCUCCCCACCGUCCCCCAAAAAUCCUCGCAGAACUUCCAGAUCCAGACGACGGAACCCACUCCUACGCAGGUCUACUUCAAAACGCCGUCGGGCGAGCUGCAGACAGUGCUGCUCCAGGAAGCUCCAGCCAUGACGGUGGCUCCGUCUGGGACCUCUUGCAGCAGCCCCGUGUCCCGCAGCUCCAGCACGGGGGGCAGCAGCAAGAAACCAGCCACGCGCAAAGAACGCACUCUGCCAAAGAUCGCCCCCGCCGGAGGCAUCAUCAGCUUGAACGCAGCUCAGCUGGCAGCCGCAGCGCAGGCCAUGCAGACCAUCAACAUCAACGGCGUGCAAGUCCAGGGCGUGCCUGUCACCAUCACCAACACCGGAGGCCAGCAGCAGCUGACUGUGCAGAACGUGUCCGGCAACAACCUGACCAUCAGCGGCCUGAGCCCGACUCAGAUCCAGCUCCAGAUGGAGCAAGCGCUGUCUGGAGAGAUCCAGCCGGGGGAGAAGAGGCGGCGGAUGGCGUGUACCUGCCCCAACUGCAAGGACGGGGAGAAAAGGCCGGGGGACCCAGGGAAGAAGAAGCACAUCUGCCACAUCCCCGAGUGUGGGAGGACCUUCCGGAAGACCUCGCUCCUGCGCGCUCACGUGCGCUUGCACACGGGCGAGCGUCCUUUCGUCUGCAACUGGGUCUUCUGCGGGAAGCGUUUCACACGCAGCGACGAGCUGCAGCGGCACGCUCGCACGCACACAGGGGACAAGCGAUUUGACACCCGCUCCCCGCGGCCGGAGGGAGUGGGACGCGCGGCCACGGGCUCUCCCACCAUGAGGACGCGGGGCUGA
Molecule: messenger RNA, 1776 nt
Organism: Nipponia nippon (crested ibis)
Lineage: Eukaryota; Metazoa; Chordata; Aves; Pelecaniformes; Threskiornithidae
Source: RefSeq, a predicted model, not a curated record